Ruditapes philippinarum (Manila clam) is the source of this 2936-nucleotide messenger RNA. Its product is annotated as RING finger and CHY zinc finger domain-containing protein 1-like. Lineage: Eukaryota; Metazoa; Mollusca; Bivalvia; Venerida; Veneridae. Gene Ontology annotation, biological process: ubiquitin-dependent protein catabolic process; protein ubiquitination. The transcript is spliced from 8 exons. Gene Ontology annotation, cellular component: nucleus. The record is from RefSeq and is a predicted model, not a curated record. Bases 22 to 984 code for a protein of 320 amino acids. Gene Ontology annotation, molecular function: zinc ion binding; ubiquitin protein ligase activity.
CAGUCAAACUGACAAUCGGAAAUGGUUGAUCAUUUUUUAAAAUGUGUUAAGCGGCAUGAACUGAAAAUGUCUGAAGUUACAGAAAAAACUGCAAAGGAUUCCGAGACUCCUGGCAACCUUGGAUGUCAGCAUUAUUCAAGAAAAUGUCAAUUUAUUGCUCCAUGUUGUAAAAAGAUUUAUGCAUGUAGAGUGUGUCACAAUGAAUCAGAAGAUCAUGAAAUAGACCGCAGUGCUGUGUCUCAAGUUAAAUGUUUACUCUGUGGCCUGGUACAAAAGGUUCAGAAGUCAUGUGAGAGCUGUGAGACGAUAUUUGGGAAAUAUUUCUGUGAGAAAUGUCGGUUAUAUGAUGAUAAUGAUAAAGGACAGUUUCACUGUGAUGAGUGUGGUCUUUGCAGAAUUGGUGGUAGAAGUAAAUACUUCCAUUGCAAGAAAUGUGAUAUGUGUCUGUGUGUAAAACUGAGAGAUAAUCAUAAGUGUGUAGAGGAGAAUUCACGUAGAAACUGUGCUGUUUGUCUUGAAGAUCUUCAUACAUCUAGAAUGGAUGCUCAUAUACCUAAUUGUGGACAUCUUAUACAUAGGAUAUGUUUAGAGCAAUGCAUGAAAACAGGGAUUUAUGCAUGUCCAACAUGUGGACAAAGUUUAUAUGACAUGCACAAAGCAUGGGAAAUGUUGGACACUGAAGUAGCUAAUACACCGAUGCCAGAUGAAUACAAGAACUUCCAUGUGUAUGUACUUUGUAAAGACUGUCAUAAGGAGAGUAGAGUGCUGUUUCAUGUGAUUGGUCUGAAGUGCCAAAUGUGUGGAUCGUACAACACCUGUAGGACUGAGGAUCCAGAUAGCUCUGCUUCAAAUAAGGCUUCUCAAUCAAAUACCAGCGGGUCCGAGCCUACAGGGGCAGCAGGAGAUGGUCAGCCUACAACUACAACAACAGGAGCCUCAAACACGACCCAUGUACCUUCAGAGGGAACUGAUAAAAAGAAAUAAUCAAAUAUUCAUGAAGGUCAUCUGCUUAUAAUUUGCUUUAGGAUAAAUAUGUUUAGGUAAAAAAUGAAAUAAUUAUUUUUGAAAUAUUGGCAUGUAAGCAAGCAUUAGUGGUUUUAUUUUUGUUGCUUUUUCUGUAUUUUUGAUACUUGUUUUUAUCAGAUUAUUACUUGGUGUAAAUUAUAAUUACGUUAGCAUGAUAGGUCAGGAUUUCUGCUUAAUUUAUCAUUUUCAUCAAAAUUAAUGUAACAAGAAAUAUAUUCAUAAGAUAUGAGAAAUGUUAACAAAUAUUAUAAGCUUAGGACCCUUUCAAUAUAAGUUACAAGGAUGGAAAAGAAAUGUUUUGUAAUGUACUGGUUUGAUUUUAAGGCUUCCAUAAUACAUCUGUCACAAACUGAUGAAAUUUCAUAUGUUUUGUCGCAUGAUGUCUUUUUAUAUUGUGUAUGCAUUGAAAUGACAAACAAGAUAGUAAAACAUUGUCAACUCAAUGUUUCUUAAGUAUAGGGUUAAGUAUAGAAUUAUGUAAUUGUAAAGAUAUGUUUGAAUGAUUUAAGGUGUUCUUUUGAAGAAAAAAACGCCCUAUUGCUACAGUCAUGUGUCAUUUACAUUGCCAUCCAAAACCUUUAACAUUGGUCAGUAUGUUUUUAUUUAUCAAUUGAUUUGCUUCAUACUUGAACACAACAGCCCUUUGGAGAGGACCUUAUAUUGAAGACUGAACUUGUCACUCUCAAAUGACCUUGUUCUUCAAAGUCAAAUGAAUUUUGCAUGGUUCCACAGCAAUCCUUUGGAUAAGACCUUCAAGUAGACCAAGUUGAUUAUCACUUAAAUCAUCAAUGACCUUAUCUUGAAUCUCAUAUUAUUGAAUUUUGCUUGAUUUUUCUAUAAUUGGCUAUAACUUUAUUAUUUAUGAAUAGAUUGUGUAUAGAUUGUUUUCAUACUUGACCACAACUACCUAAAGGAAAAUGUCUUAAUAAGAUCACAGUCAUUUUGACAUCUACUCAAAAAUGACCUCAACCGUGAAGUUAAAAUUAUUGUUAUUUCACAGUUUUGUUUUGCUUUGAUUGACUAUAACUUCUAAGUAAUGAAAGGAUUGUGUUCAUACUUGGGCACAACAAUCCUUAUGUCAAGACAUCAAAGAAGAUAGAAAUGAACUUGACCUUAAUUUGACACUUACACUAAAGGUCAAAUUAGUGAAUUUCUCAAAAUGUUCAUAUAUUUACAUAACAUGGUCAAAAAAACACUAAUAACAAAACUGACAUGUCUAGUUGUUCAGAUAUGGCCAUGAUCUUUAUUUGACCUUGACCCUGAAGGCCAAAUUAUUGAAAUUUUUGAAAGUUUUAUUUAUAUACAGAUUUGAUUUAAACUUAGACAAAAGAACACAUAUGACAAAACUGACAUUUUGAAUUAUUCAACCCUUUAAUUAACCUUGACUUCAAGGUCAGUAUUGAAAUUUACUUAAAUUGCCAUACAUUUUUUAUCUAUUUACAAAUUUGACUUAUACUUGGAUAAAAGAACAUAUGACCAACUGACAUGUUGAGUUAUUUUAAAUGACCUUGACCUUUGAAUGGCCUUUACUGUCAAGGUCAAAUGAUUGCAAUUGGCUUAAAUUUUUGUAACUUUGUUAUUUAUUUAUAGAUUUGAUUCAUUCUUUGACAAAAGAACACAUAUGACAAAACUGACAUAAUGAUUGAUUCAGAUGUGACCUUGACCAUUUAAUGACCUUGACUGUCACAAUCAAAUAUGAUAUAUGAAUUAUAUUUUGUUCAAGACAGUUAUGUAUUCUGGGAGUAUUAUUUACUGAAAUAUUUUUCCUCCAAUGUUCUUGACUUUAGAAAUAAGACAAGAGCGAUCAGUAAUCACAUGUGUCGCCUCAUGAUGGCCAAUUUCAUGUUGGGACAAAUUUUGUGACAGACGGACAGACAGACGGACAGUGCACAACUAGACUAACCACUUUG